GGAAACUAGCCUCGGGGUCCCCGGGCCCUCACAUCCAUGGAUCCCCGAUCCGGGUACCAACCGGAGCGCCACUCGGCCGGGUUAGCCAGACCGACAGCAGCUCAGACCUGUCGGACUGCCCGUCCGAGCCGCUGUCGGACGAGCAGAGGUUGGCACCGGCCGCUAGUAGUGACGCCGAGUCCGGUACCGGCUCCAGUGAUCGGGAUCAGCUGGGAGCCGAUAAUCCGCUGCGGGCAGAAGCGACCGGAGCGACUGCUGUUGCCGCUGCCGCUGCUGCUGCUGCUCCUCCGCUGCGCACAACGGAGGCUUCCGCCGCCAAGGGAAGCAUGUCUCAGGCUCAACCCGCUCCGGGGGCGCACGGAGAGAAACACAAGCAGGAGAAACCCACAACAAGCGCACAAUUCAAACUGCCAGGCACCAAGGAUGUAACGGAGGAGGACCUGCUGCGGGAAAUUGAAGAUCUGAGAUCAGAAAACGACUACCUCAAGGAUGAAGUGGAUGAGCUGCGGGCAGAGAUGGAGGAGAUGCGAGACAGCUACCUGGAGGAGGAGGUCUACCAGCUGCAGGAGCUGCGGAGGGAACUGGACCGAUCCAACAAGAACUGCCGCAUCCUGCAAUACCGCCUACGAAAGGCCGAGCAGAAGAGCCUGCGGGUCGCACAGACCGGCCACGUGGACGGAGAGAUGCUCCGUGGUCUGGAGCAAGACCUGAAGGUGGCCAAAGAUGUGUCGGUGCGUUUGCACAACGAGCUGGAGAGCGUGGAGGACAAACGCAGCAGAGCCGAGGACGAGAACGAGCUGCUCAGACAAAAGAUCAUCGAGGUGGAGAUUUCCAAACAGGCACUGCACAACGAGCUGGAGAGGACCAAAGAGACUGCUCUGAGGAGACGAGGAAGCAGGGAAACGUUUAAAGACAAGAAAUCUACAAGUCAGGAGGACAGUGCAGACCUCAGGUGCCAGCUCCAGUUUGCCAAGGAGGAGUCGAGCCUGAUGAGGAAAAAGAUGGCGAAGCUUGGCCGGGAGAAGGAUGAACUGGAGCAGGAACUGCAAAAGUACAAGUCUUUUUAUGGGGACGUGGAGAGUCCCCUUCCUCUCGCUGAAUGCUCAGGCGGAGGACCCCAUAGCACUCGGGAGAAUGAGCUGCGAUUACGGCUAAAGCUAGUGGAGGAGGAGGCUAACAUCUUGGGCAGAAAGAUUGUGGAGCUGGAGGUGGAGAACCGCAGCCUGAGGGCAGAAAACGAAGACAUCCGGUGUCAGUACGAAAGGGACUGCUUUGGGCGAGAACCCUUCUCCAGCAUGCCCUCAUCGCCGUACGGUGGUGACGCGCUUGAGUCGGCCAGUGAGCUACGUCGCCACCUCCAGUUUGUGGAGGAGGAGGCUGAGCUGUUGCGCCGCUCCAUCUCAGAGAUAGAGGACCACAACAGGCAGCUCACAUCUGAACUCAAUCGCUUCAAAUUUGGCCCCAGCAGCAGCUCUGGGCCUGUUGGGGAAGAAGGUAGCGAAGGAGGACUGUUUAAACCUGGUAAUGGGGGGAACGGAAAUGGCUCCAGUAGUGGGAUGAUGAUGGAGGAGCUGAAGUCAGCCAGGAUGCAGAUCAACGAGCUGAGUGGAAAGGUGAUGAAGCUGCAGUACGAGAACCGUGUCCUCAUGUCAAACGUCCAACGCUGCGACUUGGCCGCGCACCUCGGCCUGCGCACCGGCAGCCCCCGAGACAGCGAUGCAGAGAGCGACGCAGGCCGACGAGAAGCUGCUGAAGACGAGGAGACAGGGCGACUCCUUCUCCUUCAUCCCAAGAGGGAAGGUCCUAUCGGAGGUGAGAGUGAUUCUGAAGACAUGUUUGAGAAAACAACAACCACCUCAGGGUUCGGAAGCAUCAAACCCUCAGAUGGCAGCGAGCUGAGCGCCACCGAACUGGCCAAUCGCAGGAGGGAAGAGAGGGAGUCAUUCAGCAACGUGAAGCGAGAGGCAGAAAGGCUCGGGAAGACGGUUGACCGACUGAUCACGGACACUGAUAGUUUGAUCUUUGAGGGCAGGCUGCUGGUGACGACAGGAGAGAGCCUGGAGGGAGGGGGGACAUCUGGAUCCAAACCAGACACCCAGGUCUUAGACACCAUCAACACUCGCAUGAAGGCUUUCCGCACUGAGCUGCACAUCUUCAUGGAGAAACUGGACCAUGUAGGGGAGGGACUGAGAGAAAGGACAGAUGAUCUGUCACCCAUGCCAAACCUCACAGAGUCCAGCAGCUUCCUGUCCACUGUCACCUCCAUGUCCCGCGACUCUCCCAUUGGCACCUUUGGAAGAGACCUGGUGACAGAUUUCCAGUCCGGUCAGAGGGAUGAGCUGGAGUGGCGUCUAGGACAGGAGCGAGGCGUGGAGCCCCAGUGCCAGAGCCAGGGUGGGGGCCAGGCCCAGAGCAGGGGAGCCACGGGACUCACUAGGUACCACAGGCCCCUGGCUUUAAGAGCAGAGCUCCGGGACACGCCUGCCUCUGACAUCCAGUUUCGUCUGGAUCACGAGCGAAGGCUGAGAGCGGCGACGGAGGAACGGGAGACUGUCGUUUCUCUGCCUCAGCAGGAAGAUGACCUUUUGCGUCUCGAGGCCCAGCGUGGAGCUCUGGAGCUGCAGGGACUUCAGAGUCACGAGGUGCCCUGGGUUCAGGAGAGGGCCAUGCUCCAACAGGAAGUUCGCCUUUUCAGACGCAACACCAUCAUCUUCUACAUGAAGCUCAGGUGGAUCCUUAUGCACUGGAGGCUCAGCCGCAAGGACGACUCCGGAGAGGAGACGGUGAACCCAGAGUUUGAGAAGUUGGAGGGCAUCCCAGACUUGGGAGUGAUAAUGGAGCAGGCGGAGGGGGAGUCAGGUCGAGACGACAGACUGUGUUUACCACAAACUCCAGGGGACGUCCCAGAUCCCAGACCCAUCAUCCCUCUGCCGUCACCUGAUCAACACCUGCAGCAUCAAAGACAGUUUGGGGAGAACCGUCGGGUGCUGCAGGCCCUGCGGACGCUGCUGGAGGAGUUUCGGGAGGAGCUGCGGGAGGAGGAGACGCGACGAUGGCAACUGCAGCAGUCCUAUGCCAAUGACAAAGCCGCCUGGGAGGUCAAGUGGGCAGAGAUGAAGUGCCAGGUUGCCCAGUUGGAGGAGGAGACACAAGGCAAGGUGCGAGGUGAAGCACAGGGAGAUGAAGGGGAACCAGUCGGAGACCCCGAGUGGGCCUUGAAGCAGGAGCGUGAGGAGCACCGGCGCCUGCUGGCCGAGAGCCACAGCACCUCCUUGGACCUCCGCUGGAAGCUGCAGCACGGAGAGAAGAGGUGGAGCCGCGAGAGAGCAGAGCUGCUGGAGCGCUUCGACCGGGAGCGACAGGAGUGGGACGGCAGCAUGAGAGAGCUCCACCGAAAGAUGGAGAGGAUGCAGCGAGAGCUGAACACCCGUCGAGGCGAGGGCAUCGACAUCAGAGAAGGCAGUUCGGGCCACAGAGGCCUGUUCUCUCCUCAGGACAGUCCCUGCAACGCCCCCCGGUCGCCUCGCUCCCCACGAUCCCCCUGUACGUCCACCCCCGUCCUGGUCCCCCCCACGCGCUCCCACUCUGACUCUGAGGUCAUGCUGGAGGAACAGGGGGCCGCAAUGAGGCUGAAAGGUCCGACGGAGAACCUCUUCCUGGACGCGUUGUCUCUGGACCCCCUCAGCGGCCUGGAGGUCCCUCCUCCCUCCAGACUGGAGAGCGAGAAGAGGUUCCCCUGCAUGAAGGAGGCCCUGAAUGAGAUUUCGGAGAGAGAGGGUGAUCCGGCGUACCCAGAGGAGGAGAUGAGCGGUGGGAGUCUGCUCAGAGCCAAGUCAGUUUGCUCCAUGAGUGACUUCCAGAGGUUAAUGGACAGCUCGCCGUUCCUCCCCGACAAAAAUCGCCACGGGGAUCGGGGCCAAGAUGACGCCACUCCGCCUCUGUCCCCAGACGACCUCAAGUACAUUGAAGAGUUCAACAAUAAGGGCUGGGACUUCCCAUCGUCCAGCUCUGGCCCGGGUCCCGCUCGGGAGGUGUGGACAGAAAAAACCUCCGAGGCCCGGGGAGGGGAGCCCGUUCCUGAUCCAUUCCAGCCAGCCUCCUGGUUCCUCACCACCAGCGCCACAUUGACCACCAGCACCCUGAGCAGCCCUGAGCACUGCCACAAGUCCCCGCUGAGGGGCAACGGAGCAGGGGCGGCAGGGGUGGGAGUGGAGCACUAUGGGGUGCACCUCCUCCACAGCCCAACCAGACCUGGGGCAGCUGAGCGCCCCACUGUCCAAGACCCGGACUUUCUGUACGCCAAGGGGACCAAAGCUAGGGGUGGAGGAGAGGCUGGGAUGGGAGCCAGCGGGCCAGAUGAGGUGUUUGGCGGUGGGAGGUGGCCGUGUGGGCUUCUGGAGGGUGGGGGGCUGAGGACUUCUCCUAGUCAAUCUCCUAUCUGCCCCACAGUAGGCUACACCUCCUCUCUGGAGCUUCAGCUCUCCAGAAACUUGAGUGACGACAUGAAGGAGGUGGCCAUCUCUGUGAGAAACGCCAUCCGCUCUCCACCAGGUCCCGUCGUCCGGGACACUGCCUGCCAGACCAACGGAUUCACCACGCGAGGCACUCAGACCACCCAGACCAUCAGUGUGGGUCUGCAGACGGAUUUGCUGAGGAACCUGACCAGCAGCCCCCACCGCUGCCUCACCCCAAAAGGUGGCAGCACACCCAUCUCUUCCCCGUCACGCAGCCUGAGGAAGGUUCAGUACUCUCCUGUGGUCCAGAGCAAGUUUGAACGACCCUGCUGCUCGCCAAAGUAUGGCUCACCCAAACUUCAGCGCAAACUGUCUACGUCCAAUAAGACCGAGCUGCCCACUACCAGCCGCGCCCCUACCCCCACCACACCCCAGAAGGGCAACAAUGAGUCAGCAUGGGCCCGCUCCACCACCACUCGCGACAGCCCCGUCCACACCACCAUCAAUGACGGCCUCUCCAGCCUCUUCAACAUCAUCGACCACACCCCCGUGGUCUAUGACUCCAUGCAGAAGUUCAACAAGUCCCCCAGUCGCUCUCGCCCCACCCCGCCCUCCACCACUGAGCCCAGCCCUGCUCACGGGGCUCUCGCCACGGACCCCAGAAAUGUGCAGGAGUGCUUGCGGACUGCCCGAGGGCGCUCGCCCAGCCCCGUGCAGCUGAUAGUGGAGACGCAGGGGGACAAAAAUCCAGAGGUGGUGAGCAUACGGCAGGACCUGUCGGCCCCGCCAGGCUACACGCUGGCUGAAAACACAGCCCGCAUCCUCAAUAAGAAGCUGCAGGAGCAGAACUUUAGAGAGGAGAGGAGGCUGCAGGCUGGAGGACAGAGCAGCCACAGCAGAGACAGCAGCAGGCAGGCCGAGUCAGACAGGGGACAGUCUGGAUGUAUGGAGGACCUGCCUCGCUCUCCGGUGGCUCCGCCCCUGGACUCCUGCUUCCUGAGACCGGCCCGCCCAGCCAACCGCAGACCCCCCUCACGCUGGGCCGCCCGCUCUCCCUCCUCCUCCCCCAAGUGGAGUGAGGGCUCGAAGAGGAGGUUUACCUUUCCGCCGCCGGGACACCGGAACACCAUCCUGGAGGGUGAGGAGCCGGCAUGAGUCCGUUCUCUACCUCCUCUCGCCCUCUUCCACCUCAGCCUAAAAAGACCCAGUACCUCAGAAACCCCCUCAAAUCUAGAGACUCCCUAAGAGACAGAGCCUGACGGGGGGGUUGGGAUCCACCCAGUAGCACCAGCUGACCAUCGAGGAACCAGAACUUCUUUUUAGAAGAACCUGGAAUGUACUGUAAUCUCAUCAAAAAAGACAUAAAAACUACAUUUCCAUAAGAGGUGCCUGCACACACUUGAGUUAACCAUCACCCCACAUGUGUAUAUAUGUAUUUAAUACGUACAUAUAUAUAUAUAUAUUUUAGUAACUUUAGUAACUGUAGGUCAUCUGUUGCAUUUGUAUGAAGUUUACACCAUUUUUUUCUCAUCUGUUUAUACUUUUCUUUUAUAUGUCUUUUACGUUGUCCUGCAUCAAUUCACGCUCUGACUAUUUUUUAAUGCCGCCAGCCUCUGAAGCUUGACUUUUCUGUUUAGUUUCAAGGAGAGGAAAGACAACACAUGCAAGUAAAACAAACAAACAAAAAAAGCAACUUCUGCUUCAUCGGGUCUGAAGCAGAGACACAUGAUGUCAUUUCUGAUGCUAAUGUCCUUAUUUAUUUGUACGUCGGGAUGAAUGUUUAGCUCUGUAAACGUGCUGAAGAUGGGUGACAACAAACUGAAUAACCUUAUGCAUAUUUGGAAGGCAGUUGUACAAAUAUCAGUCAAAUAUUUGCAUGCCUUUUGAACACUAGCAUGUACAUACGAGCUCUAGUCAUUUGUGUUCACUCAGCUCCAUUGUGGGGAAAAAGAAAAAAUGUUGUGAUGGGGAACUCCUGAGCUGUUGUUUUUGUUGUCACAUGAUUUGCAACGACAAAAAUAAAAACACUUUUUAAGUAAAUUAUUGUACCUACCAGACUGUCUUUGUAUAGUUGUUACUAUUGGAUAUGAAUUACUUUUUCUUUUGACAAGAGAAAGUUGAUUGUGGAAAAAAAAAUAUGAAUGUUUUAAUCGAAAAGUCUAUGUCAAAAAGUCUAAUGAUCUGUAGUCUUAU
Toxotes jaculatrix (banded archerfish) is the source of this 6647-nucleotide messenger RNA. Its product is annotated as microtubule cross-linking factor 1. Gene Ontology annotation, biological process: regulation of autophagy. The transcript is spliced from 15 exons. The record is from RefSeq and is a predicted model, not a curated record. Lineage: Eukaryota; Metazoa; Chordata; Actinopteri; Toxotidae. Bases 327 to 5609 code for a protein of 1760 amino acids.